This is a messenger RNA of Penaeus chinensis, 1768 nucleotides long. It is a transcript of the gene Elp6, whose product is annotated as elongator complex protein 6-like. NCBI's taxonomy places the organism in Eukaryota, Metazoa, Arthropoda, Malacostraca, Decapoda, Penaeidae. The record is from RefSeq and is a predicted model, not a curated record. The transcript has 2 exons. Bases 157 to 954 code for a protein of 265 amino acids. Gene Ontology annotation, cellular component: elongator holoenzyme complex. Gene Ontology annotation, biological process: tRNA wobble uridine modification.
ACACAACAAGAACGGCAGCCGGAUACCUACACCAAGAACGACAAUAUUUACAUCUGUUCACGUCUCCACGAGGAAGUGACUGGCGUUUGGCCUGGCAUUAGCAAAUGAACUGGAUUGGGGAGCUUUUAAGGGGGUAUUUACGUAUUUUGAAUCAGGAUGUUUGAAUCGAUGAAGAAUGCUUUAGGAGGCAGCGGUGUAACUUUAGAAAAUGGUGGUGUGAUUUUGGUAUCAGAAACUGCAACUGCCUCUGCAAAUGGACUGGUGUCUCAUUUUCUUUCAUGGGGCAUUUCAAAUAACCAUCCAGUAUGUUUUGUCACUCUACAACAAACUUGGAGCCAUUAUUGUAACAUUGGAAACAAAUUAGGUGUAAAUUUAAGACAACAUGCAGAAAAAGGUCAUGUGAAAGUUAUUGAGGGAUUGAAGAUGACUUCUGAAGUCCUUGAUGGAGUUGUCGAAGAUAUUUCAGAUCAUCCUUUUGGCUUUCUUAUGGAAAACUGCAAGUAUCCACUUAAAAACUUAUACUGCUUAAUAAAAGAAACCGUAAAGCUUUGGAAAGAAAAGUACUUUCUCUUGAUAGUAGACAGUAUAACCUCCCUACUUUCACUUGGUGUUACUACAAAAGAUCUGGACAUCUUUAUUCAGUAUUGCAGUAGUCUUAUAAAUCACGCUUCUGCAAAGCCAAUUGGAUUAUUGGUUCUUGUAACAAAUUAUGAUGAGAAAGAUGAAGAUGUAAGCCAUGUAACAAAGUCAAUUGCACACAAUGCUAUAAUGCACUUAUCAGUUCGUGGCCUUAGUACAGGACUCUCAAGAGAAGUUCACGGGGACCUUAAACUGAUACUAUAUGACCGUCAGAAACCCCACCUUUGUUUGCCUGAAGUUCAGCAUUUUCAGUAUAAGAUGGAAGACAAGAAUAUAAAGCUCUUUGCUCCAGGCACAUCUGCUUGUGUUCUCUAGUUAUGGAUGUAAAAUUGUAUGCAAAACAGGAUUCUCCUAUGCUUUUGAUUAUUUUGUGUUAAUAAAAGUAUAUAUAAUUUUACAUGUUUAUUUGUCUCAUACACAGCCUUUUGAAUUUACAGAAUGGAAGAAGGUACUUCUGUUUAUUUUACUUUCAUCCAGGUAGUACUGUUAACUUCAAAAACUUGCCAAUUCCUUCAUGGAGAUUGUUUACCCUGGAAUGUUUAACAUCACUGAAUAUUUAAGACUUUAACUUCAAUUAAACCCAUAUUCUUAUACUGGUUGAAUGAUUACUACAAGUUGCCUUACUGUAAUUUCUAGUUUUAGAUUGCAACCAUAACAAAUAACAUUUUUCUUUUCCAAAUUAUAAACAUGAAAACUGAAAUAUGCCAUCAUUUCAUUAGCUCAGACCCAUCAUAGUUUUUAAUAAUAAAUGUUGAAGGCACUUUCUCGCAGCAAGCUUUUGAAAUUAUACUAAUACCAAGAGUACAGUAGGUGCUUUGGUAUAAUCUACACUUGUUCAAAGUAUGAUAUAAGUAAAAUACAAUUAUACUGUGCAAGUGUCCCAAGUUUAUUCUUAACAUCAGUCAUAAACAUGUUCAUAUUACUCAUAUCCAUUUUCUUAUAUAUUUUAAAAUAAAAAAAUCAAGACCGAUUAAUGUAAAUUAAGAAAUAUUGGGUGAUUUGUAUGGAAACUUUAACAAAGAUUCAUAUUAUAGAAAUCAUGUGACAUUUUUACAUUAGCAAAGGUUUUUUUGUUUUUUUUUUAUACAGAGAAGCAAUGACCAUAGUUCCAUUAUAUACACAUAUUCAA